This is a messenger RNA of Diplodia corticola, 1008 nucleotides long. RefSeq names its product mitochondrial dicarboxylate carrier. The record is from RefSeq and is a predicted model, not a curated record. Lineage: Eukaryota; Fungi; Ascomycota; Dothideomycetes; Botryosphaeriales; Botryosphaeriaceae. Gene Ontology annotation, biological process: thiosulfate transport; oxaloacetate transport; malate transmembrane transport. Gene Ontology annotation, molecular function: thiosulfate transmembrane transporter activity; succinate transmembrane transporter activity; oxaloacetate transmembrane transporter activity. The coding region runs from base 1 to 1008 and encodes 335 amino acids. The transcript is spliced from 3 exons.
AUGGCCACCACGACCACCACGGCCACUCCGGCCACUCCGGCCACUCCGGCCACCGCCGCCAAAGCCCUGGAGACAGUCAAGAGCAAGGACAUGCAGAAGGCGGCCAUCCACUAUCCCUUCUGGUUCGGAGGCUCUGCGAGCUCGUUUGCGGCCGGCGUGACGCAUCCGCUCGACCUCGGUACGACCGCCGACCCGUUCCGCGCCCCAAGUAACCAAUCCCUGCAGGUCCGCCUCCAGACGCAGCCGCACGAUGGCGCCCGCAAAAACAUGCUGCAGAUGUUCGUCCACGUCGCCAAGACCGACGGCGUGACGGGACUGUACCGUGGGCUGUCGGCCUCCCUGCUCCGCCAAAUCACCUACAGCACCACCCGCUUCGGCAUCUAUGAGAAACUGAAGACCUCCAUGACCACUUCCACCUCGAAACCCUCCAUGCCCACGCUGAUUGCCAUAUCUUCCGCCUCUGGCUUUCUGGGCGGCAUUGUCGGGAACCCCGCCGAUGUGCUGAAUGUCCGCAUGCAGCACGACGCUGCCCUGCCUCCUGCCAACCGCCGCAACUACAAGAACGCCUUUGACGGCCUGGUCCGGAUGACGCGCGAGGAGGGCGCCAAGAGCCUGUUCCGCGGUGUUUGGCCCAACAGCAUGCGUGCCGUUCUGAUGACCGCUUCGCAGCUCGCCUCGUACGACGGCUUCAAGGCCGCCAUUCUGGAAUACACCCCGCUGCAGGACGGCCUCGGCACCCAUUUCGCCGCCAGCUUUGCUGCCGGUUUCGUCGCCACAACUGUUUGCUCUCCUGUCGAUGUGAUCAAGACUCGCGUUAUGAGUGCUCAUGGCGAGAGCAAGAGCCUGGUGAAGCUGCUCGUUGAUGUCAACCGCGCCGAGGGCUUUGGCUGGAUGUUCCGGGGCUGGGUCCCCAGCUUUAUCCGCCUGGGCCCCCAUACUAUCGCCACCUUCCUUUUCCUGGAACAGCACAAGAAGCUCUACCGGAAGCUCAAGGACAUCGAAUCGUAA